UUUCUCUAAGACCGUGGAUGUGGUGGCAACAGGCUACUAGCAACGUCUUGCCUCUGUGCAAACAGAAAGAAAGGCGCACUAACGCAUCGUCAUCCAAUUGGGAAAGUUUCAAACUGGCUGCCGAUUCACAAUCUGGCAAGCUUGGGAAUCGUUUGUACGAUCGGAGAAAGAGAUGGUAUUAUUCCAUUUCAUCACGAAUCGGUUCAGGCUUCAAUUGCAUUCUAGUUCAAUCAUUCUGUACGCAGAGUGUCUGAAUUCUUUCCCAAUCUAUGUUUUUGUCGUUGGAAUUACGAGAGGGGAUAUGCGCAUCAUUAUCAGAAGUGGACAGUGCUGCAUGUGAUUGCUGCAGGAGUAACCAUCGGGGUUCUAUAUGGAUUUGGAUUGCUUUGGUGCACACUGCAGUUGCAGCAAGCAGGAGUUUUAUUGCAAGGGUUUCUGUGGAUUUAGGAAGAUUGGAAUUAUUUCAGCAGGAUCUUGUGGGAGCGGCUGUUAUCUUGAGUCUAGGGUUGGUGUUUUGGGUCCAGGGGAACUUCAAAGCUGGAAUGGAGGAGCAGGGAGUUAGGGCUUUUAGAAUCCUGUGCGCGUUGCUGCAAGAGUUGAUUGUUUGAUGCACACGAUUUGAGUUCAUUUGUUAGGGUGUAGAUUUCGAAAUUCGGACAUGGAGUGGCUUGUGGCUUUUGUCGUUUCUUUCCUGGCUCUCGUUAGGAUUGGCGACACACAGUCUUGUGGGAAUUCAGAGGUUUCGGAUGCUUGUGCCUGGGCAACCACUACAAAUGGGAAGAUGUACAGCUUUAAUCUUGUCUCUCCAACCAAAGGCUACCCUCAUGGAAUUUUGAGUGAAGACGGGUUUUACAAGAUUUCUGCAAAGUCGAAAGACGGAGAGACCAACUACUGGUUCCAGUUGUGUGAGCACAUGAAGUUCAACUUCAAUCCACCUUUGUGCGAAAACUGUGAGGGUUGUGGUGGUCUAGGACACUGUGGUGAAACCUGCAGUGCACUCGUGUCUUCGUCUUAUCCGGGUUAUUCUUUAUGUACGACUCUCGGGUACCCUGAGAGUAUUUACUACUCCUUGAUAAAUCAAGAUAAGCCAGAGCAAGGUGUUCGGGUAAAUAUGACUACAUGUAACAAGUCAAAGCCAAAUUGCUCAUUCUCGGUGUUGGUGUACUGCAGCCAUUCUGGAUUUGAGCCGCCGAAGACGGCAAUGAAUGGAACAUCAGGAGAAUGUAAUCUUGAAACCGCAUUAAAACAUCCAGCAGGCUGCCCAGUGGUGACGAAUAUGAGUAAAAAAGGUUGGGGCUGGUUUGGUUCUCUACUUUUCAUGUUGUUGCUUAUUUUUGUCGUAUACGUGGCUGUGGGCAUCGGUUACCGCGUAACUGUUCUUGGUGCUAGUGGUUUUGAGGCUAUUCCUAACCUGGACACAUGGCGCGCUCUUCCUUCAAAAAUCCAGCUGUUGGUGGAAUACCCCAUUUCGCCAUGCAUGCGUGUCUACUACGGCUUUACGGAAAACUCAUACUCACGAAUGAGUACAUGAAACAUUCAGCGCUUACGACAAGCCCGGGUAUUGCUGAUGUGCAGUAUGUAGAUUAGGAAAUGAAAUAGUUUUUUUCAGGAGCAAUGUUACAUAUCGUUUUAAAAUACAUGUGGCGGUUUGUUCGAGCUAGAUUUUCAGAAUGCUUUCUGCAUCCCUUCCUGAGGAACGUUAAUGAAAAGUUAGCCUAUCUCAAAAUAUGGAGGGGACGUCUCACACUCCAAUGAUGUCGGUUAGGUUCAUCUUGCUUUCUUGGUAACUAUCCUCUGCCGUCGUGUAAGUUAGUUAAAAUUUUAUAAUAGAAGUUCUGAUGAGUCACUUAAUAUGAAGUAUUUGCAGCA
This is a messenger RNA of Physcomitrium patens, 1869 nucleotides long. RefSeq lists its product as uncharacterized. The record is from RefSeq and is a predicted model, not a curated record. NCBI's taxonomy places the organism in Eukaryota, Viridiplantae, Streptophyta, Bryopsida, Funariales, Funariaceae.